GACAGGAAACACCAGCAGAAACACCAGCAGUCACUUCGCCUUUUCAAACACUGUAUUCUCAUAGCCAUAGCAAUCACUUUGACAGUGUGACAAGUUUGUUCUCCAGGAGCUGGUGAUGAUGUCUGCUCCAGCCGGACAGGAAGCUGCUGAACACUCCGGGCUGCUCAAGUUUGUCUCUGCCGUGUUUUACGCCGGGAGCUCGUUUCUGAUCACGGUGGUGAAUAAAACGGUGCUCACGAGCUUCAGGUUUCCAUCCUACAUGUGUCUAGGACUUGGCCAGAUGAUCACCACCCUUGUUGUCCUUUAUGCUGCCAAAAAGAGAAAAACAGUCCAGUUUCAAGAUUUUGACAAAAGUGUUCUCUUGAAAAUUUUCCCUCUUCCAUUGUUGUAUCUCGGGAACCACAUAACAGGACUGGCCAGCACCAAAAAGCUCAGCUUACCCAUGUUUACGGUAUUACGGAAAUUCACAAUUUUGAUGACCAUGAUCCUGGAAAUAUAUGUAUUAAGAAAAACGUUCCCAAAGCGACUUGUUUACAGUGUUGUGGCUAUAAUCUUUGGUGCCAUGGUUGCUGCAAGUUCUGACCUGGCCUUCGAUGUGGAGGGUUAUACUUUCAUCCUGCUUAAUGAUGCCUUCACUGCUGCCAGCGGUGUGUACACCAAGAAGAAACUUGGCAUUGAGGGCCUUGGGAAAUAUGGUGUCUUAUUUUACAACUCACUAAUCAUUGUUAUACCAACUCUCUUGGCAAGUGCAUUUACUGGAGACUUACACAAGGCAGUCACAUUUGAAGACUGGGUUAAAGCCACAUUUAUUUGUUGUUUUCUCAUGUCCUGCUUCAUGGGGUUUGUGCUGAUGUAUUCCAUAGUCCUGUGCAGCCACUAUAACUCGGCGCUUACUACUACUGUAGUCGGGGCAAUAAAGAAUGUUGCUGUAGCCUUUAUUGGCAUUUAUGUGGGUGGAGACUACCUGUUCUCUUGGACAAACUUCUUGGGCCUCAGCAUUUGUAUGUCAGGUGGACUUGUGUAUGCAUAUCUCACUUUUAACAACGAAACAUCUGGAAGAAACACAGAAGGAACACAAGAGCUGAAGAUUCACAUUGCAGAAGAUCUUAAAGAGAAGUACUCUGCAAGCUAGAUGGACAAUAUUAUAUUUAUCACCACUUGGUGUCACUGUUGUGCUUCAUAUUGGAGAAAACUACUGUUUCUUAUCUUUUGUAUUUAUUUGAAAUCAAUAACUUAAUUUCCCUGGAUAGAUUAUUACUGUUAUUUAAUAAACACCACUACUACUGUAAAGGAAUAAAUUAAAACAAAACACAUGAAUUCAGGAUCCGGUUCAGUGAAUGUUUAUUGAAGACCAGAAGUGGUAUAACAGUGUGGGCAGGCUGUCAGAGAAAUCUUAACUUUAAAAUGUGUAACAAUGUCUACCAAGCAAGCAGGAUCACUCUACACAUGUCAAACAUGAAAACUGUUGGAAGUUGUUAGCAGAGGGGACAACUGAAACUAAAAUUCAAAACUUCAAAGCUCUUGGUAAAUCGUGCACACUCAAUAGUCUAACAAACACAAUCUGUAUAUAUUAAAUGCCAUAAAUUUCUCAAAACCACAAAAUAGUCUACGGGUUAGAAAAUGCUUCACAAUAUACUAUAAUCAGAUACAAUAAAUCAUUUGGUGUUUUGAUUAUCAACAAUUGACUUGCCUUCCAGUUUCACCUUAACUCCACAAAAAAGGGCAAUUUUGUAAAUCAAACAGAUUCAAACAUCACAGCUAGAGUGACAGAGUGAGAGACAGGUUGUAGGUGUAGGUUUCCCCUAAACAACCAGAUGUAGGGCAGUUAUGAGAGGCUUCAUACAGUGUUGAAUGAUGUAGUGUUGCUUAAAAAAAACAGAAAAGAAAGAAAAGCACCCUGCACUACACAUCAAUUCAUGAAAAAAAAAAAAAAACAA
Scomber japonicus (chub mackerel) is the source of this 1937-nucleotide messenger RNA. RefSeq names its product solute carrier family 35 member D2 (gene slc35d2). The transcript has 12 exons. The coding region runs from base 116 to 1132 and encodes 338 amino acids. Gene Ontology annotation, molecular function: antiporter activity; GDP-fucose transmembrane transporter activity. Gene Ontology annotation, cellular component: Golgi apparatus. The record is from RefSeq and is a predicted model, not a curated record. NCBI's taxonomy places the organism in Eukaryota, Metazoa, Chordata, Actinopteri, Scombriformes, Scombridae.